AUUGAUUGUGCACCGCUACGUUAUCAAAGAGAGUAGCAUCAAGUAGAUUAUGUAGAUUCGCACUCUGUGACGGAGGUAUGACCCCAGCCUCUGCCAAUGUAGCUGACAUGUCAUCCGAAAUGUUACUCGGGCGUUAUACAGACAACUGUCGUCGAGAGAAGUGGUGAAGAGCAACAUCUCCAUGCGCUGAUUACGGACGGCGGAAUAUACAACAGAGAGUGCACUGGGGAUUCCGUGGGCGACUAGACUGACCCCCUCUCACUCCCUCAUUCCAGUCUCUCCCUCGCGCAGAGUUUUCCGUCCUGUGUCAGGAUAACAUCGCUAACAAAGAGCAUUUCUGGCGGUAAGAAACCGCACAAAUGGAAGCAGUUGAGAAAACUCUCACUUACCGAGAUGACACCGGACCUUAUAGAAAGCUGCUCCCUGGAAAUGACGACAAAAACCAGUGCAACCCUAAGGCAAAAAGUGACGAAUCCAAUUAUGUUGAUUUGGAUGACUUACUUGAUAUGAAUUCAGAGGGCACAAAAACUGUUAAAGUGACUUUCACCGGUGACGGUAACCAGCUUGCAGUUUUCAAAUGCAACAGUGAUACGUCCGGAGAGAAGAGCUCCGGGGUUCGCGAGAUUGAUGAAAAUGUGGAUCAAAUCUAUGAGGAAACAUCGAAGGACAGGUGGGCAGAUAGGCCUGUCUCGGAAGAACCCCCCAUGGACACGUAUUUGACAGAAUUGAACAGCAAUGUGGACUUGGAGAAUGACAAUACGACAGAACCCCAGAGCGAAAUUGUGCCUCGUGAUUAUAAUGUCCCCGGCGAGUGUGAGGAGUUAAAAUACACAGACAUGUAUUUGAACAGUAAAACCGAAUCGGACGACGGUGAGAGCGUAGUAUUUUCAGACCAUUGUACGCCUGAUACGGUGAUAGACGAAUCGCACUACAUUACAACGCACGAAAUCCAACUGACAGAGCUUGACCAUGAUGUCGAUUAUGAUUUUGGACGGGGAACCUGUUGGGAUAUUGAGGACGAUAAUCUGGUUUAUUCAUUUGUGGAUUAUGCCUCUUUUGAAAGCGAUGAAACAACGGAGGAAACGUUGAUAGGCCUAGUGGAUGGUAGGAGCCAGGCGAAAGUAAAAAGCAGCAAGGCGCAAUGUAAUGUGCACCAACGUGUAUCUGGUUGUACAGUUGUCAGCACUGAAAGUGAGUUUUGUGACUCUGACAAAUGCCCCAGCUCAGAUGAAAGCAUUUGUAAAAACCAAAACAGUAGUGGGAAUUCGGCGGGGCAAAUUCACCUGUCAAUCAAGACGUCAUCAAGAGCAAUAAACGACUCUAACAAUAUCAUUGAGAAUGAAAACAUUUGUUAUAAUACCAAGCACAUGGGAGACAGGAGUCACUUCUUUUUUACAAGCACUGACGCCAGAGCGGAAGCCUUGUGCGAUAGAUCCCAAUAUUUUAUCCCAGCCCCGGGACGUCAACACUUUGCAACUAAAUUAAGAGGGAAAGAUGUUAACGAAUAUUCCAGCGGUGCGUCAAGUUCGAUAAGUGAACUGGACGACGCCGAUAAAGAAGUGCGUAAUUUAACCGCCAAAUCAUUUAGGAGUUUAGCAUGUCCCUAUUUCGAUGCUAUAAAUUUGAGCACUUCAAGUGAGUCUUCAAUGUCAGAAAAUGGGCUUGGCUUAAACAAGUGGUCAGCUUUCGUUGACCUUAAAUAUGGUAAUAUGUCACAUGGCAGAGAGCAAAAUCUAAUCGCCCAUAAGAGUGCAACUGCAACUUUUGAAAUUAGCAAGAACGCAGACUAUAAGAGUAUACAUGGUAUUGCCAUAAGCAAUAAGAAAGGACCCCAAACCAAGAUGUGUUCUUUGAAUACAAAAAUAUCUAGUCCACAACAUGCAUCUUCCUCUACCCAAAACGUAGAGCUUACAGGCCCAUUUGAACCAGGCAGUGAGGUUGUCACUUUGACAAAGACAUUGAAUUUUCGCUGUAAUGUUGAAGCGGGGUCACCUGAACCCGGGAAGUCUCCCAAACAUUCAGAAAAUGCGUCAGGAGCACGUUCCAUGGAUGAAGUUACCGGCACCUUGCCAGCCAAGCCAGGAUAUGAAGUGAGCUACCAACACAGUGACGCGGGUGAUAGCAUGGAAGGCACACAUAAGAAGGCAAGUUUCGCAUCAAGUCUCUUAAAAAAUGUAAUUUCCAAAAAAAUGCAAUUUGAACAGGAGCGCAAGAUGGAGAGGGGGGAGAUAUGGGACACGCAUCCCACGCAUUCCCCAUGCUUUCAAUGCAAGGAUCAAUAUGGGAUAAUAGAGAGGGAUACAGAGAGAGGCGUGCAUAGUCAAUCCUCAGAAUCGGGUUCGGGAUACACAAGCAAUUCUUCUGAUGAACAAGGGGCUGUGGACAGUAUACCUAAUUCGUGUGACCCCAAGGAAGAGCGUACAAGAACAUUAGCAAGCUUUCAGCCCAUAAAUGAGGCACGACUAGAUUCUCAAAAGGAUGCAUGCGAGCCCACAAGAGGAUCCCUGGGCCAUAGCCAAAACAGCGCAUUCAAAUCAUGGAGGGAUGGUGAGCCAGAGCCCCAAGAUGAACAUGAAAUUCGUACCGUUUUAGAUGGGACACACUCCACAACAGAUAACACGGGGGAAAGGGAGUUAGACACCAGAGCUGUAAGUAGCAAGCUAACUAAAUUGUCACACUUGUUUGUUCCAAGUUCCCAGCGUCUCCCUAAAGAUACGGAAUUGAAAAUACAAGUGUCCGACAGUACUUUCCUCGGUGCGCAAAAAGAGCAACAGUGGGACCGGGAGAGAAAGUUUAGACCUGACAACAAUGCAGGAAUCGUGAAAGGGUCAAAGGCACCCGAGAUAAAAAUACGCCUGAGGAGCGUAAAAGAAAACAAAUGCAAUCCGCUAAAUAUUGACAACUUGUUAACCCCUAAUAUAAGUUAUCCAAUAAAGUCAGCAGGUGACUCCACAUGUCAGGUGCUGCCAGCGUCAGACAGAGUGCCACACUUUAUGGUUAGGGAUAUAAGAGACAAUAAGUGCAAGUUUCAGACGCCAAUUCAUCAUGUAAGAGACGUGCGUAAAUUGGUCAAGAGUUCAUAUCGUUUAGUCUCAGUGGAUAACAGCGAGAGUAAAGGCGCAGUCGCCCCUGCAACUGCCUCAUUACGCGAAGAUAAUAAAGCUUCUAAGAAACAACCCGGUAAAAAAUCGCCUCCCUCUUCAAUUGUAAUAAAAUGUCAGUCUGUAAAUACAAAUAGCAGAACUAAACAGGGUGUGCUUGUAACCGAGGCUCCAAAGCAGAGACAAAUUGAGAACGAUAGGUCAUCCCCGAAACCAUCUCCAGACUGUGCCAAAAAUGAACCCACGUCGCUGCACAGGGCGACGGGCAGACCUCCAAUUGGCUUCGCUAAACACCCCAACACAGAUCAGUCCGAGGCUAAACAGAAGCAGGAAAAAAUGGUCGAGGCAGGUGAACGCAAACCGGAGUCGAAAAUACCAAAACAGGUGGCGUUAGAGAAACUAAAGGCGGCCGUUAAAACAAUGGAACAGCUUUAUGUUUUCGACAGAAAUGAAUGGAAGCGCAAGAGCCAGGCUCCCUGGCCUAUUACAGACAGUCAUGUUCUGUCACUCAUUGCUAAAGAGGAGCAUGGUGGCCCGGAGGAGCUAGGUUCAGCAGGUGGCAGAGAGAGGCUUAUUACAGAGACAAACACAGACAAGUUGCCAGAAACAUGCAACAAUCAAGAAGAGAAAGGUUGUCUAAGAAUAAUCCAUGUCCCAUUCAUAAAGGACACAUUUAAAACCCAGUCACAACAAAGUAAAAUGUUUAGUAACAAAAGUGUGUUUCAUUUGGGGAACAGCAUUAAGACAGCUGUCAGUAGCAGCAGCUCUGCUAGUAGGAAUGGGCCACAACCCUGUUCUCCAUCACAUGCAACCUCUAUGGUGAAAAGCAUUAGCACUAAGACCCCGAAAGCUCCACUGUCAUUGGAAAUAUGCCCCCCAAAACGAGCCCUGGUGGACAGGGGACGGUUCAAAAGCAGCCCCACCACAGAAACACCACCACAGCCCAUCAAAUCUGGCAACCCAGAUUCUGAAAACUACUUAACAAUACCUGUAGAAGGCAGGUGUGUCGGUCAAGUGAAACUGUCCAUUCAAGAGCAGGUAUUCCCAAGCAGCCCUGCUGCCAGUCAACCUGGCAUCACCGACACCAAGAGAUCCGAGCAUACUUCUAUCCAGUCCCUCAAACGGUCCCCUGUUGUCAUGGAGACGCAGCCCACGGAUACCCCCACCACCCCCACUACCACCACCAUCUACCACCGCUCUCUACCAGUGGUCAAGCAAGGAGCCCCCCAGCCGCAGGUGUUCUGCUUCUCCCCGUCCAUUGCCCCCCUGCCCACAACCCCUUCGGGGGGAGACCCCUUCCAGUCUACCCAGAGGAAGAUGCUCUUUGAUCCCACCACCGGACAGUACUACCUGGUGGACACUCCGAGUGAGCCAGUCACCCGGCGUCUCUUCGACCCUGAGAUGGGCCAGUAUGUGGACGUGCCCAUGCCUAUGCCACAGCUGCAGCCAGUGACCCCCAUGUCUGUGUCCCCCCUGGCGCUGAACACGGGAGGGGUGUACGCACCCACCUACAUGAUCUACCCGGGGUUCCUCUCACCCAUGCUUCCUGCACAGACGGUGAUAACACCCCAAGUCGCAUCCUACGUGGCAUCCCAAUUGGAGGACGACAGCGCGGAUACGGCUCACGGGAAAUACACCCUGGUGCGUGGGGGGGGACAGGAGGGUAACAUGACGGGGGCAGAGAGCCCCUACUACAGUGCUACUGGAGGGUCAGUGCCAGCGUCAGUGCCCAUCACCUUGGGCCACCACGUCACUACCCGGGGGAGUGCGGCCUUGUCAGAAGGGAAACCACCGGUCAUCAGCAUCACGUCGCAGCAACGCCCGAGAAUCAUUGCACCACCCUCCUUCGAUGGGACGACCAUGAGCUUUGUGGUGGAGCAUCGGUAACCACUAAGGGAAUAUACACAGAGUGCUUCUUGAGGAGCCUGUCCUGUGAUAAGUAGAUGUUUCAUGGUAAUCUUCUCACACCCUUCUUCGCACCCAGUCCACCAAAUUCCACCUGAACCCACAAUGUUUCCAAGCCCAACCACCUGCCACCAUCACCGCCCCAUCCAACUCUAUCCUGCCGGUGGUCUUUGCAGCACGUCUGUAUCUGUAAAGCUAUGCUUCAUGCCUACAGCUUGUUUGUAAGGUAGCUAAUUGCUUUGUAAAACUGCUUUCAUAUCUGUAUUUAGAUUACAGACUAUUCCUUUUGUUCAAAAGCAAUUGGUUUCAGGCACUGCAAUAUUGUGAUUCAAAAGGAAAUAAUGUAGACUGUUGUCCAAUUAAGAUUCAACAUUUCAGAUACUUUAUUGGGUCCACAAACAUUGAAUUCAGCACGUUUCCCAUCCUGCGAAGCAAACGUCUGUUUUUGAAUUCAGAACAAGUUGUGUUUGUUUCUCAGGUAUUGUUGAAAAAAUGAUAUUGCAGCAUAACAGUAUCACUCAUCAUACAAUAGCAUUCAAUGUACAAGCUGCUAUGAUUCAUGGGAGAAUAAGUAAACAUUUCAAUUUAAGUGGAAGUUAGGAUUCACUCGAGUCCAGUAAACCUGUAGUUCAGAAUAGCAGAAUAGAAGGCCCAUAAAAGUCACACACGUGUAAAAGGACAAUGAUACGGUGCCUGUGUGUGUAUGUACUGUAUGUGUUUAGUAAUUGUGAGGUAUUAUGCAUUAUGUGAACAGACAACAGGCUUGCGUGUUACAGAAGAACUCAGAUAAAUUGCAUCAGUCGAUCAUUCAUUCAUACAUAUGUUUUUUUAAAUUUAAGAUUUCACAAUGUUUUGGGUGGUUGCCUACUUGUAAACAGGAACGGGAAAGGAAUUGUCUUUCCCUUUGAUCCUUUUCUUAAAUGGCAAUUAUUUAAAAAAUAGUGGAUACUGCUAAUUAAUGCCCAUUCUGAAUACUUUCAGAAUAAUUCUGAAUGCCAAUUGUAAAAAAUGCUUAUAUUCAUAUUCAAUCAGGACGAGGGUUGGGGUGAAUUCAAAUUUCAAUUCAGUAAUUUCAGGUCAUGAUUUGAAAAUUCCUUGAAAAUUGCUCAUUAUUAAAACAAAUUGGGAUGUGGACUUUUACAUUUAUUAAUACAAUUUCAACUCACACCCAGGGAUGAAUGAGCUAACAUGAAAUUGACUCCAAACUUAAAAAAUAUACUAAUCUCUUUCUUUCCUUUUGAACCAUUUUGCAGUGCAACAAUAGACACUCACGCUUAGAGCAAUGGUGCUUUCUUCAGUUUUUUUUCUUCCAUGUUUGAAUGUGCAUACUGUAGGUUGCUGUUUUUCUUGUUUUACACAUUAGAAAAUGCAUUAAAGGUAUUUUCAGCUGCUGGUCAGUCUAUGAACCUGAAAAAGAUAUUUGAGUGUUCUGUCUGUGAUAUAUAUACUGUAUAAAAAAGUACCCUGUGAGUUGAUUCCACUGUGGAAGAAAGUCUAGUCACAUUACAACCCACUGGGCCACGGAUCUAUAACAUUUUGAAAAAUAUUCACCUGUUACAAAAGGGUGGAUUAAAUUGACUAACGCUAUUUCACCUUUAUCAUGCGAGCAUUUGGAUUCAAACGGUCAAACAUGAUACCUUUCAAAAUGUCAAACCAGAGAAGACAAUUUACUUGUAUUUUUAUUUCACAUAUCAUUUCUUGUGUUGUUGGUUUUUAUGAAAUGGUUCAUAUACUGUGGAAUGUAAACUGAAUUUCCUUCUUAAGGGUGUGUAAUUGCUGUUGGGCACAUUAGUGCACUUGGCAGGCUAGAUAAAUGAUUUUAUUCGCCAACCAAUAGCAGUGUAUACUAUAACAGGUGAACAUUGGUCGAUGAUGUUUGUUGUCCUUCAAAAGGAAAUUUGUUAACUAUUAUCCUGAUGAAUUGUUGAAUACUAGAAUGAAGUCUAAUUGAAUCCUGACACAAAGUAGCACAUUCUAUUGAACAGGACAUUCACACUACUUACAGAGCCUUCAGAAAGUUUGGACUUUUCCAAAAUGUUUAUUGUGUUACAGCCUGCAUUUAAAAUGGAUUCAUUUGAGGUUUUGUGUCACGCACAAUACCCCAUAAUGUCAGUGGAAUUAUAUUUUUAGAAAUUGUAUUUUUUACAUUUAUUAUUGUCAUUUACAUGACUCACUCUGUGUGCAAUAAUAGUGUUCAACAUGAUUUUUUGAAUGACUACAUCCUCUGUACCCCACACAUACAAUGAUCUCAGUCGAGCAGUGAAUUUCAAACACAGACCAUGGAGUUUUUUCAAUGCCUCUCAAAGAAGGGCACCUAAAAAAAAGCAGAUUGAAUAUCCCUUUGAGCAUGGUGAAGUUAGUAAUUACACUUUGGAUGGUGUAUCAAUACACUAAGUCACUACAAAGAUACAGGCGUCCUUCCUUCCUAACUCUGUUGCGUCUAAGGAAGGAAACUGCUCAGGGAUUUCACCAUGAGGCCAAUGGUGACUUUAAAACAGUUACAAAGUUGAAUGGCUGUGAUAGGAGAAAACUGAGGAUAGAUAAACAACAUUGUAGUUACUCCACAAUACUAACCUAAUUGACAGAGUGAAAAGAGGGAAGCCAGUACAAAAUACAAACAUUCCAACAAGGCACUAAAGUAAUACUGCAGACAAUGUGGCAAAGCAAUGCACUUUUUUGUCCUGAAUACAAAGUGUUAUGUUUGGGACAAAUCCAAUACAACACAUUACUAAGUACCACUUUCCAUAUUUUCAAGCAUAGUGGUGGCUGCAUCAUGUUAUGGGUAUGCUUGUAAUUGUUAAGGACUGGGGAGUUUUUCAGGAUAAAAAAGAAACGGAACUGAGCUAAACACAGGCAAAAUCCUAGAGGUUCAAUCUGCUUUCCACCAGACACUGGCAGAUGAAUUCACCUUUCAGCAGGACAAUAACCUAAAACAUAAAGCCAAAUCUACACUGGAGUUGCUUACCAAGAAGACAGUGAAUGUUGCUGAGUGGCCAAGUUACGUUUUGACUUAAAUUGACUUGAAAAUCUAUGGCAAAGACCUCAAAAUGGUUGUCUAGCAAUGCUUAACAACCAAUUUGACAGAGCUUGAAUCAUUUUUGUAAGAAUAAUGGGAAAAUGUUGCAAAAUCCAGAUGUGGAAAGCUCUUAGACCCUUAAAUAGAAAGACUCACAGCUGUAAUCACUACCAAAGUGACUUCUACAAAGUAUUUACUCAGGGGUGUGAAUACUUAUGUGAAUGAGACAUUUCUGUAUUUAAUUUUCAAUAACUUAGCAAACAUUUCGAAAAACAUGUUUUCACUUUGUCAUUAUGUGGUAUCGUGUGUAGAUGGGUGAGAUUUUUUUUAAUACAUUUUUUAAUACAUUUUGAAUUCUGGCUGUACAAAGGGUGGAAUAAGUCAAGGGUUAUAAAUACUUUAUGAAGGCACUGUGUACAUAUGUGUAAUUCAUUUUGAAAUGUUAGAUGUUCUUGUCUAGCUGACUACAACAGAAAUAUGUGUAACACUGUCAUUAACAUGUCAUUACCUUUAAGUCUGUUCAUUGUAUGUUCAUUUCUGAAAAAUGACAUUACACUGUCGGUAGCUCAACUUAGCGGGUGUUAGUAAGUCGCUCUGGAUAAGAGCGUCUGCUAAAUGACUUAAAUGUAAAUGUUAGAAUUUCAGAACUUACUGAGUUAUAAUUUGUCACUAACAUGAACAGUCAUGAUUUGACAUUAUAUAUGUUAAGUGUAUGAUAUCAUUAUGUGGACUAAUAAAGCUUAGUCAAAGUGAUAACAUCAUUUAGUAAAGAGCUACCCAGACACACUGUAGCAUAAAUUAUGAGUCAUUGAAUAAGAAAUCUCAGUUUACAACUUCACCUAAGCACAACAUCCCUCCCCAAACCCACAAAUCUACUGGCUUUCGGGUUCCCUGAUGCCCAAUGAAAGAAACAUUCAGUGUAUAUGCUUGCUUUUUGAAAGAUGUUGAAAGACGGAUGGGGAAGUAAUGUUGAGAUGGGACAAAUGUACGUGAACGAACGCAUGAGAAAGAAUGGCGCUAUUAAGAUUGAUCGGCUACAUUAGCCUUGGAGUCUGCAAGACAGUCAUACAAAAGAGACAUUAUGUAUAUGUUGUGUAAGUUUUGUGCUUUAUGGACUUAAGAUGGCGGCCUAAGAAGGAGCACGAGACCGGGAGGUCAAUGCAGAGUUUGUUUGUUAGAUGAAGCAGUGCCGUGUUUGCACUUGCAAUGUGACAGUGAUGAAAUAUGACAAGUCGACUGAGGUGAAAAGAAUGCACUGUAGGCACAAAAGCCUACAAGUGUUUGGAAUAAAUCAAAUUGCAAGCUAA
Salvelinus fontinalis (brook trout) is the source of this 9329-nucleotide messenger RNA. RefSeq lists its product as uncharacterized. The record is from RefSeq and is a predicted model, not a curated record. The transcript is spliced from 2 exons. The coding region runs from base 360 to 4988 and encodes 1542 amino acids. Lineage: Eukaryota; Metazoa; Chordata; Actinopteri; Salmoniformes; Salmonidae.